UGAAGUUCGUCAUUUGUCACAGAUCAUCUGAUAACACAGCCACAACGCAUUUCUCAAGUGAAACAUAAAUAGGAAGCGAGUCUGUUAAUUUCCGGGAAACUACAUGUACUACUAUUAUGAUGUUGGUUGGAGAUCCAAUUUAUUUGUACAAGAACUAAUUGCAUUACAAGAUAGGAGGCGUAGAUUUGAUCCAAGCAAAGGCCGACUAUAUCUGCAGCUCAGGCGCUCAGCCUCAGACGACAGCGCCCAGCUCAGACUCGGUCAUCAAGCUUCGAGCUUCGAUCCGUGCCGUGGUUCUCCGCUGAAAAACGAGUUGUCAAGAAUUUUCUUGAACUUUUGAAGUUGAAGACAACAUGUCAUUUUCAAUACAGUUAUGUGCCUUUGUCAUUUUAAACUAAUACUGGAUAAUAAAAGAUCACGAAGAGAGGAUUUAACAUGGCAUCAUCGUGUGUCUACCGUAAGCCGAGGCUGUCGAAUCGGGCUUACAGAGAUAUCUAUGCAAUUCCUGUGUUCAUCAUGUUCGUAUGGACCACCUGUGUCUGUUUAUGCGUGAUGGGGCAGUUUCCGGUUGAUUCCACCCCGGCGAGUCGGGCGUCAGUAACUUCGAAGAAAGGGGGUGGAGGCAAUUCCCCAUUGGUGGAUAGAUCGUUUGAAUACCCAGAAUGUAGCACCAAAGAUGUUGCAUGUAUUGAGGAACAUAGAGAGAAGGACAGACUGGGUAAGGAGGCUAUCAUGAUGCUUCAUAGGCAGAUGGAUGAUGACCAUGAUGGUGAUGUAGAACCAUCAGAAAGCGAUGAGUUUUUGAGAGAUGAGCUGAAGUAUGUUGAUGACUUUGAGAGACACUCACAACUUCAUCGGAAUGAUAAAGAGAUCAGUGCAGAAGAAUUGUGGAAAAGCUGGAAGUAUUCAGAAGUUUAUAACUGGACCGUCGACAAAACUGCCAAGUGGUUAGAAGAAUCAGUAGAUCUACCACAGUAUGCAGAACGUUUUCAAAACAAUGGAAUAGAAGGAUCAGCUUUACCAAGGUUAGCAACCAACAAUGGGCACUUCAUGACAGCAAUCCUUGGAGUCACAGAUCCCAUUCACAGACAGAAAAUAUCCUUAAAAGCCAUGGAUGUUGUCCUCUUUGGCCCUCCUAAACCACUUCAUAAUUAUCUGAAGGAUUGGUUAUUGGUCAUCUCUCUGGUUGUAGCCUUAGGAGGAUGUUGGUUUGCCUUCAUCCAGCAUCGCUACUCACAGAGCCAUGUUAAACAGCUACUGAGGGAGAUGGAGACUCUGUCAAGUGCAGAAGAAUCACUCAAAGAACUCCAGGAAAAAUUAAAUCUUGCCCAAGAGGAACACAAGAGUGCUGUACGAGAGAAGCAGUCUAUUGAGAAACAAUUAACGGAUGAGAUAGAACUCGCAAAGACUGAGGCAAGGAGAUUAGAAAGAGAAAGAAUAGGAGAUGACUCAGAUGGUAGUUCAGAUCUAGCCACCAAACUCAGACUCGCUGAAGAAGAACUUGUUCAGGUAAGAAGUGCAUUAGACGAAGCAGAGCGGAGGCUCAGUGAGGAGAUCAACUGGUCCGCCCCCAUGACUCUCCAGCAGUGGCUCCAGCUAACGUACGAGAUUGAGUACCGGUAUUACGUCUCCAAGCGAGUCGCUGCGGCCAAACAACUCCAGGAGGCCAAGGAGGAAUGUGAGAAAUUACGAAGGAAAAGGGCCUCUCUGAUUGGCUCAUUUAAGAUAGCCCAUGGAACGUCGCUUGAUGCUGUUGAUCAGAGGAUUGUUUCUGCAAGGGCUGCCCUCCAUGAGGUUACAGCUGAGUUAAAAGAACGCACUCAUCGUUGGAAUCAGAUCGAGUCCCUGUGCCAGUUUGCCAUCAUGAACAACCCCGGAUUCCAGAUACUCAUGGCAUCCAUGGGUGGGAUCACUAAUGGUACCGACCUUACAGGGGGGCAGAGUCCUGAAAUAGACGCCCCUCCACCGCAAAUGCCUGGUUCCCUACCUGGUUCUGGAUCUGUAGUUGGUAGCAUGGCUCAUAUGGCUGAGUACAAUCCUCCAAUGGGUCUAGAUGAAUGUGAAGAGAAUAUACCACCCAUUCCACAACAACAGCCAUCCUUUGGGUCUGUUAAACAAGCCUUGCCUAUGCCACGUAACACUAGCCAGGAGUUCCGACGCAUUGCCCACCAGCAACGCUCCCAGAGUCAGCAGAGCCUAGGUUCCUUAUCAGGUUCACAGGUCAUUCACAGGACACACUACCAACAGCCACCACAGCAGCAACAAGCACAGAUCAUCCAGCAGCAACAGUUUGGAGCCGGUAGCAGUGCUGCCGCUGGACCAGGGCAUAGUGUCAAUGGCAACGGCAAUGCAUCGGGUAGCAGUGGAUCUAAGUACAUCUUAGGAGGAGAUAGCACUUUUGAAAGGAUGUCCUCCCAGGAGUCAUCUGGUUCGUUGCUUAGCAAUGCAUCAUCCGCCAGCCAGCAUUCCAGCCAGCAGGGAGCAACGUCAUCACAUCCGCCAUCAUCAUCCUUUCCAACAUCCCCAUCACAAGGCAUGGUCACCUCUCAUCAACCUACCACUACCACCACUACCACCGCUCUCACUGCUAACCCUAACAACAUGCCUGCUUCUUCCGCCAAACCUAUCAUCACCUCCUAUCGCCCUCUACCUCCUCCUCCUCUAUCUCAUAGCAUGCCUAAUCAAUCACACAGGUCAUUCCCGCACCCCUAUCGUACCCACCGCUCCUGCACGCACCCCUUGAUGCUUCUGCAGAGGAAGUCCUUUGAUUCCUCCUACCCUCUGCCCACCACCUUGCCAUCCUCCACCAGUGCUAAUAAGCGUGUCUUGCAUGCCUCUUGUUCCGAUACCACCCUCUCCACCCUGGGGUCCCACCAGUCGCUCGUUGAGGAGGCAGGGGCGACGGAUAUAAAACCUGCUGCCGGUGUUGUCAACGGCAACAGUCUGACAAAGAAAAGGAGAGAUCAGCUAAAAAAGAUGGGAAUAGUGUCGUCAAAAGAUGAAGAAAAUGUUUCAUCAAGCGAGGGCGAUCAAACAGAAGGGAGUAAAAAGAAGUCUCGGUUACGCCUCCUACGGAAGAGCAAUAAGCAAGAUAAGGUUAAGACUAGUUGAUGGCUGCCCAACAUGGAUAUCAGCAUAUGGGACUAUAAUGUUUGUGUCGUGUCCAACAUGGUUUUGAACAUUUGGGACUCUACUCUGCAUAUAUGUGUCCAGUACAAUUUUCAGUACAUGGUCAUGUAUUGCCUGCACUGCACCCAUAUAGUCUGACUGAAAAUGGAUGUUGGCCUAGUAAAGUUUUUGUGGUGAAUGCUAACAUGGAUGAGACUGCAAGGGACUACAUGUGGAAAUUUUCUUGUUACAUAGACUGAGUAUCUACAUAUACCUGUAUGUAUGCAGUAAGGCAUGGCUUCCAGCCUGAAGUUUGUUUCUUUCUCUACAUGAUUAUGAAAAUCAUUGGAAGAACAACUAGAGCUAGAUAUUUGAUCAAGUCAGAAUGGCUAGAUCUGAGAUCAAAUAGAAUGGGUCAAAAUGAUAAUAGCUGCCUGCAUGUAAAAUAAUGCCAACUGUAUCAAAGAAAAUUUAAAAUCAAUGAAUUCUUGUCACAUUUCAUAUUUUGGUUUAUUACAGUAUUCGACACCGGCCGUAUUAGAUUUCGUAUUAGAGAUAGAAAAUAGCUAUUUGCACAUUACUUUCACUAUACCAAUGCAAUAUCUUUAAUGAAAUAAUACCUCAUUUUGAGAUUGUAUUUUGAUCUUUGCUUUUUCCUUCAAAAUUUUGCACUAGGGACACAUUGGACACAUAACUUUGACAUGAUAUACAUAACCUGUUUGCAUCUAUUUGCACAAUUUUUUAAUUAAAAUCACAUAUCCAUUCUCUAUUUCUAUCUUUUGUAAACCACUGCAUAGUAUAUAUUCACAACCAAUAUGCUUUGAAUAAUGUGGCACAAUGUGUUUUCCUGUGUCAUAGUAACAUUAAAUAGCUCGUAGAACAUAUGCUGCUUAUCAACAACUCAUAUUGGCUAAACACAAUUAUAAUUGGUAGUUUUUUAAAGGAAUGAUAAAAAGCUUUGUAUUGAUGUAACUAUCUGGAGAAAUAAAAUCACAUUUCGGCCAUCUUGGAGAUUAGGUUUGUGUCUAAAGAAGUAAAUCAAUAUGGUUUUGCUGCUAGUCCCUUGUACUACUUCUCUUAAUUCUAGAUCAAAUGACUUUGGUAGAAAUGUACAAUGUCGGACUGUUGUAACCAGCACAGCAGAGAGCGGGGAGGGGUCAUUUCUUAAAGCUGUCCAUGAAAUUAUGCAUGACUUUUUACAAAUGACAGGACUAUGAAGUGCCGAAGUAUGGCCCUAUGAUUGCUCACAAGAUAACAACUUAGUUCGUGUAUCACGGCAACAAUAUGUUUUCAUCUGGAAUGUGUUUGUACAGUAACAGUUUUUAUCAUCAUCAGCAUACUUCAGUUGUGGCUAAUGCAAUUGAGACAAACGGCUUACUAUGGGCCUCUUCCAGUCAUUAAUAAUUUUUGCAUAACAUUGUAAUCAGCUUUUUGAAACAGAUGACUUACAUGUAGUCAUGAGAAGGAAUCUUUGGAUUAGAAAUAUGGAGAGAGACAAGAGACAGAAAUUAAAAUUAAAGAUUGGUAGUGAAGGGACCCCCUUUCAAUACCAGACAUUUACUAUUAUGAGUGGUUUUAGAACAGUUCUUGUCCAAUUUAUGGUGCUCAUUCUUUACUGUUUUGUUGUCAAAAGAGAUAUCCACAAAAAACCCUUAAUGGGUGUAUGCUUUUGCACAUAGCUAGAAAACAGUAGUCUGGAGGAAUUUGUAAGAAAAUGCAUGCAAGAAUGUCGAGCUCUAUACUUUUGCAUUCAGAUCGCAUGUAUAAGCAUUGAGAACAAAGACGAUGCCUUAUAUUUACUCAAAGUACUCGUAUUUCAGCAAUAUUUCAUAUGUCAAAGUGUUUGGUUGAUAGUGUGUGGAAAAUCCAGAUCAUAUGAUAUGUUGUUAUCCUUUCUCAUCCCCUCCUAAUGAUUCAUAAUAAGGAAAAUUUACAUUUAUUUCUUUACAUUAUAUUCAUUAUUGUCAUUGUUGUUGCCAUGUCAGAACAUAUUCCGAAGGCUUGUGAUUUCAAAUCAUUGAUUGGUCCAAGAAUGACAUGCACAAAAUUGUGCUCAUAGACCAGGCGGGCGUUUCAUAAAGCUGUUUGUAAGUUAAGAGCAACUUUAAAAACGACUGGUGAACCUUUCUUCCUUUCUUAUCAUCAGUGACAAUUUGAUGGUGAAUAUCAUUUACCAGAAGAAAGGAUCACCAGUCGUUCUUAAAGUCACUUACAAACAGCUUUAUGAAACGGCCCUAAGUACACAAUUCAAAAGUGCGUUAUACAGUAUGACAUACCUGAUUCUGAUUAAAUCAAAGAUAAGAUAAUUUUCAGGUACCAGUUCUGGUUUCAGUGGGCGACAGUUUAAGAUCAUAUUCAUGAUAUACUCUGUGCAGUAGUUCUUUAGUAUUUUGUUGUUUUUAUAUAUGUAGACAGUACAUUAACUGAAAUAUAUUUAGGUUCAUUUGUAGGGAAAUCAGAUAUAAAUGUAGGAUUAUGACGGCUGAUAGGCUUUUGAGUGUUUUAAUGACGGAAUUAUUUCCAAAGCAAUUAAAAAAUGAUUGUAUAGUACAGAUGGUACAUGUAUUGAUUUUAGUUCCUUCUAGAAUUGGUGUAAAUUGGUAUACUGUAAUGGAUAAGAAGGUAAUAAUAAUAAUAAUUGAUACAUAUAAAUUUUAUAGUUGGCUUCAUCAAGUUACAUUCAACUGCAACACAAUGAUUGUGUUUAUACAUGUAAAUUGUGCCAAUUUCUUUCUUUUAUUUGUCAAACUAUUUAGUAUAUUGGUAUGUGGUUAGGUGUAUUGGAUAUUUACCAAUUGCUAAUUUUUAAGAUGGUCUUGUUGCUGGAAUAUUUCAUAUAUCUCUGAUUUCAUGAUGUACCGGUACUUUUUUCUUCUAAAAGUCAUUUCCAUGUUAACUUGAUUUCUAUCUGUCAUAAACAUUCCUGUAGAUCAGGAUUAGAGACAUUUAUUCUUUCAUCAUUCUUGUUUUAAUGUGUUGUGAAAAGGGCAUCAUGGUGCAUUUGUUCUAGUGUGAUUAGAUAUGUACUUGUAAACUUAAUAAGAGUAAGUGUGAUGGAUAUAUGCUCAAAUAACAGUCAAGUUUUGUUAAUUGAUUGUCAUCCAAAGACGUUGUGGUAAUAAGAUAUGUUAGAAGAGGAUUGGCAGAUAUGUAAUUCAAUUUUGAACAAUAGAAAAUGAAAUGGUUACAUGAUCAACAAAGUUAUCAUUUUGAAGACUUAGAAUACAGUGAUGUUUUAUUUCUAAAAAAGAUUUGUUAGAUUGACUGCACAUCAGUAACAAAUAUUUCAGUAUGUACAUGCUUUAUUGUUUUAUGUAAAUUUGAAUGUUUUGUUUUAUUUUAAACAAAUGAUUAUGCCAUAUAUAUUCAGCAUCACUGCUGUUUUAAAUGUUGUGAGGUGUAUGUAGUAAACAAGUGUUGAAUAUUUGAGUUGUAUUUUCUGUUUUAUUUAUAUUUGAACGUUUUAUUUUCUUUUAUACAAAUAAUUAUGUCAUAUGUAUUGAAGCAUCAUUGCUGAUUUUAUUAUUAUUGUGAGGUUUAACAAAUUGUUCACUCUCGAGUUUUCUUUUCACAAUUUGCAUUUACAUUGGUUAUAUGCAUUCCGAUUGAAGUGUUAUGUGUUUUAUAAUUUUCUUUUUCUUUUUAAGUUUUUGUGCAUAUGUACUUUGUGUGAAGAUGAUGCUUAUCAACAAACAAAUUACAACAGAGUAUUACAAACUGGAUGAAUAAUCCUGAAAAUAGUUUUAUUUUGGUGAAGUAUGUUACAAUAACUGCUGUGCGGUUUCAGUUUUUAAAAGAUUUUCUAAAAUGAUAUAUAUAAUUUGAUUAUUUAAUUAUGACAAUGAUGGAAGUGCCUUGUAUUAUUAGCUGUAGAAUGAUGAAAUAAUUUAAUUUACCUCAUAUUAGCAUAAACAUAAAUAAAGUUUGCAGAAAGGGUUUCUUUAUCUUUCUUUGAGCUAUACAUUUUGGAUUUUGUAAUGAUUUGACAUUAAUGGUAGUAUAAACAGACUUUCCAUGAGACAACAGCAGUGAAAUUACUCAUUUUUAUGUUAAGAUCUGUGGAAGUGCAAGUAAAACAAAUAUGACAGGUAUCUAGCUUUUAAGCUCCAGUGAUUCUUACUUCCUUUAAUUUUGUAUUGUCUUAAAUUAAGCCCGUUUCUGACUGUCGCCUACUGCAGAUUUUGACUUGUCAUUUAUUUACUUUAUUUUAUUUGAUUUAUAUCUCAUUCUGUAAGACCAAACUCGCAUGAUCUGUCUCUUAGGUCGUGUUUCUGUACCUAGUCACAAGGCCAGUCAAUUAACAUAUUUUUAAAAAUAUGCCUUUUUAUUGAUAGUGAGGGUCUAAGGCUUUCUUUUAUUGGUUGCACAAAAAAGUGCAAGAUUAUGACAAAUUGCCAAGUGAUUAUAAGCUGCUUAAUGCUCAAUCAUAGAAUUAAUGUUCAAGGUGACAUCUUUUGAUAAUUACAAUUUUAUUUAAUCUGAAUAAUGUAACUAUCCUUAUUUAAUCAGCUUAACUUCUGAUAUGACUUGCAGAAGGUUUUCUUAUUAUGUUGGUUCAAUUUUGUUCAAACUGAUACGCUUAUUAUUUUUUACUCUUUUUUUUGGGGGGGGGACACAUUAAAUCUAAUUUGCCAUCCUCAACCCGGGGUUAAGCAGUUGGUUGUCUGAUAAGGAAUUAGUCUUUGGAAUACCUGAGCACCAUAAUGACUGUCAUGCCAAAGCUUGGGCAAGAUUACAGAAGAGCACAAGAAGAUAGCACCAAAAAAGAACCAUUAUAAACUUUGUAAUCCCUAUAUUACGUUAGGAAGUACAUGUAGUCAUUUGAUUGCCUGUUAUUAACUUUAAAGGCAGUGUGAUUUGAAAGCAAAUAAAUCAUUCCACGUGUAUAUUUUAUUUGUCAAGUUUGUAAAGACGAUUCAGUAUAAUAUGUCUUUAAUCUUUUUUAAUCAUAAUAUGAUGUUUUUCAAUACUGUAGGGGAAAGGGUAUAUUAAGUCAAGGAAAGUAGCUGCAAAUAGACAUAAUUUUGAUAACUUGCCAUUAUUCCACAACAAAUAGGAAAGCAUACAUAGUCCUAAAGGUAAAUUUCAUAUAAUUUGCUUGAGGUGGCCUUGAAAUUUAGUGUUUAUUAUAAUUGAAUUGUUUAGUAAAACCAUAAUACAUAUAUCUGGACAAGAUUAUGUCUUUGCCAGGUAUCUUGUAUUUAAUGAAUUUGAAGAAAAGCAGUUAAUAGUUUACCCAGUUGGUAAGAUAAUGUAUUCUAUGAGUAACUUAGUAUUUAUUUGUCAGUGGCACAAUGUUUAAUAGGAUACAAAAAAAAAAUAUGCUCAUUGGAAUUUGGGUCUUUAAAUCAGGCAGUAAUUGGAAUAUCUUGGUAGUAUAUUGUUUGCGUAAUUAAAUGGAUUUCAAAUGAAAUGUGAACAAUUCUUGGUUAUAGAAUAUAAAAUUUUAAUGGAUAUUAAUUCCCUUGUUCAGCAUAUAGUCAUUUAGAAUUAUCCUUUCUUACUAUGAAUUUAGUGGGAGUAAUACAUGUAGGUACUAUCUAAGGGUACUUUAUAUUCAAGCGAUAUAAAUGAGAUAAACAUCAUCUCUAUGCCUUGGAGGAUGAAUUUUGAUUAAUACAAUUAAAUUGCAAAACAGCA
Lytechinus variegatus (green sea urchin) is the source of this 8748-nucleotide messenger RNA. Its product is annotated as stromal interaction molecule 1-like. The record is from RefSeq and is a predicted model, not a curated record. The transcript has 14 exons. Gene Ontology annotation, biological process: store-operated calcium entry; activation of store-operated calcium channel activity; intracellular calcium ion homeostasis. Gene Ontology annotation, cellular component: endoplasmic reticulum; plasma membrane. Bases 436 to 3111 code for a protein of 891 amino acids. Lineage: Eukaryota; Metazoa; Echinodermata; Echinoidea; Temnopleuroida; Toxopneustidae. Gene Ontology annotation, molecular function: calcium channel regulator activity; calcium ion binding; protein binding.